Sorghum bicolor (sorghum) is the source of this 1933-nucleotide messenger RNA. RefSeq names its product protein trichome birefringence-like 34. Gene Ontology annotation, molecular function: O-acetyltransferase activity. Gene Ontology annotation, cellular component: Golgi apparatus. The transcript has 6 exons. The coding region runs from base 45 to 1340 and encodes 431 amino acids. The record is from RefSeq and is a predicted model, not a curated record. Lineage: Eukaryota; Viridiplantae; Streptophyta; Magnoliopsida; Poales; Poaceae.
GUAGAGGCUCGAUAGGUGACCAUAAAAGAGGAGAGCUAAGUACCAUGGUUCCUGAAGAAAGAAUGAAGACAGAGGCCACUCACAAGGCAAUAGCAACAGGUGGCAAGAUGACGGUGCUCCAUUCUCCAGUUGGAGUGAGGAGCAUCGUGACCUCCUUGGUGGCUUUCUUCAUCUUGGCUAGCUCCAUCGUCUUCCUCCUUGACAGAGGCCAGGAACAGCAAGUGCAAAUGGCAGUCGAGCAUGGACGCCAAGAAGUGCAGGGGGACGCCAGCAACGAGGAGUGCAACUGGUCGAGGGGGCGGUGGGUGUACGACAACGUGUCCCGGCCAUUGUACAACGGGCUCAAGUGCGCCUUCAUCUUCCCCGAGGUGGCCUGUGACAAGUAUGGCAGGAAGGAUGUCAUGUAUCAGCACUGGAGAUGGCAGCCUCAUGGAUGCGACCUCCCAAGAUUUGAUGCCAUCAAGCUGCUUGAAAAGCUGAGGAACAAGAGAUUGGUGUUUGUGGGUGACUCAGUCAACAGGAACCAAUGGGUGUCUCUCGUGUGCAUGGUGGAGGCCUCAAUACCUGAUGACAGGCUCAAGAUACGCAUCUUCAAUGGCUCACUCAUCUCCUUCAAGGCAUUGGAAUACAAUGCAACAAUAGAUUUCUACUGGUCGCCACUACUGGUGGAGUCUAAUAGCGACAACCCCAUUAUCCACCGGGUGGAGUACCGAAUUAUAAGGGCAGACAGAAUUGAGAAGCAUGCCAGUGUCUGGAGGGAUGCUGACAUCAUAGUCUUCAAUUCUUACCUGUGGUGGAGGAAGCAGAAGGAUGACAUGAGGAUGAAGGUCAUGUAUGGCUCAUUUGAAGAUGGUGAUGCAAAAUUAGAUGAAAUGGAAAUGGUCGAUGGUUUCGAGAUAGCUCUCAAGAAACUAACCGAAUGGCUUGGAGAGAAUAUUGACAGGAACAAGACUAGGAUCUUUUUUGCAGGAUCGUCACCAACACAUUCCUGGGCUAGCAACUGGGGUGGAGAAGACAAGAACAAAUGUCUUAAUGAAACGGAGCCAAUCUACAAAAAAGGUUACAAAGCUGCAACUACGGACUACAGCUUGAUGGCCACGGCCAAGUCCUAUUUCCGAACAUUGGAGCCAAAAGGCAUACAUGUUCAGAUACUGAACAUCACUGAACUGUCUGACUACCGCAAGGACGGGCAUCCUACGGUGUACAGGAAACAAUUUGUUCCUCUAACGAAGGAGCAAAUUGCAGACCCAGCCAGUUAUGCAGAUUGCACACAUUGGUGCCUCCCCGGAGUUCCUGAUGUGUGGAACGAGUUUUUAUAUGGCUACCUCGUGCACAAAUGAUGUACAAAAUGCAUCUGACAGGGCAACAUAUUUCUGCAAAUCUCAAAGAAAUGUAGCAUGGCAAAGAACACCAAUGUCCUGGAAUCCUGGAUGUCUCUGAAAUGGAUUCAGUUCAUCCAGACCGGCAGGCAGGCGAGGAAGAAAAGCAGGACAUUUGACCGGUGGGUAAGGAGAGGAGCAACCUGAGCAAAAAGUGCUAUUCCACGUUGUCGCUGGCCCGCCGCGCGCAGUAGCAGCAGCAGCAGCAGCAUACGGAACCCGUGGAGGGAGCACGACGCCAUCGCCGCGCGCAGGCCCACAUCGAAACGCGCCACCAUGGCCACUGGUCACCGCCGGCGGCCGCCGCAACUCGGCAAAGCUUACGGGCUACGGGUGGAUGCCGUGACAUUUGACAGACGAAGCCCAAAUUAAUUGGGCCUCAGCAGUUACAAGACGAGCAGCCCAUAUAUGGGAGGGUACCGUACAUUCACAUGGAUUGCGAGAGAGAGAGAGAGAGAGCUAUAUUGCGAGAAUGUGCAUAUGUAACGGUAAACUAUAGAAAAUGUCUUAUUUAUUUAUUUAUUAUUAAUGAGGGAGUUAUCACCGUGUUUAGU